GAGUAAAAUCUCUAUCCUUUGCUUUCCUUUAAAAUAUUUUGGUUAAAACAAACGAACAGUACGACCAUGUCGGUGAUGAGCGCUGUGCCGUUCAUGAAGCCGCUCCACAUGCGCUCCCCGGUGCCGCAGGGCCGCCGCCACACGCUGCCGGCCAGCGAGUUUCGCUCCCUCAGCCCGGAAGAUGCCAUCAGCGUGUUCGAGAUUGAGAGAGAAGCCUUCAUCUCAGUGUCCGGGGAGUGUCCUCUCCACCUGGACGAGGUGCGUCAUUUCCUCACCCUGUGUCCUGAGCUGUCUCUUGGCUGGUUCGAGGAAGGACGUCUGGUGGCUUUCAUCAUCGGCUCAUUGUGGGACCAGGAGAGGCUUACCACGGAUGCCCUGACUCUCCAUAAGCCUCAUGGGACCACCGUCCACAUCCACGUCUUGGCCGUCCACCGGACCUUCCGCCAGCAGGGCAAAGGCUCCAUCCUGAUGUGGCGCUACCUGCAGUACCUCCGCUGCCUGCCCUACGUCCGCCGCGCUGUGCUCAUGUGCGAGGACUUCCUGGUUCCCUUCUACCAGAAGUCAGGUUUCAAGGCGCAGGGCCCCAGCGAGAUCACUGUGGGGCCCCUUGCCUUCAUCGAGAUGAUGUACCCAGUCAGGGGCCACGCCUUCAUGCGUCGUAACAGUGGCUGUUAAGAACAGAGGGAGUUCAUGUGGAUUCUCCUUGGCUAUCAGUGAUGGUGGUGGACUCCCCCCUUGGAGACAGGAUAAGGGGACGUCAGAGCAGCUUUGUUGUGCGCGAGCGACCAACGCCGUGUUUGUUAUCAUCGCUGAGUGAGACUUGUUCAGCAAGCAGUGAGGUGCUGACUGAGCCUGCAGAGAGCCGAAAACAAAGAGCUGCCAUCCGGCUGCAAAACAACAGCUGUUUGGGAAAAGUGGUUCGGAAACUACAAAUAUAUUGAUCUGUAGUUUAGUAUGAGUGAAAACCAAAUCAUUAGAGCGAAGUCCUGAAAGAACAUUACAAUUCUGUUUUGGUAUAAAACAAUUUUAUUUUUGUUUAGACACAUUUGUUGUUGUUUUCAUUAGAACUCAGCUGCCCUGUUUCUUUCUUCUCGCUCUUUUUUUAAAUCGAACAUGGAUUCUGGCUCUCUAUGAAGCCAAUAAAACCAGUAUCUGCCCAUUACUAAUGCAUUCUGUCUGGUACAGUUUUGUUUUAACAGUAUGCCUUUCACACCAGCAUUAGAAGGUUACUGUUACGCUUUGUAUGAUAAUGAUUUGAUUAUGAUAAGGAAUAUGCCAAAGUAAACAGUUAACCUUCACGGACUAUGGAAUACAAGGGAGUGAUAUCAGUAAUCAAACUUCAGAAAAUAAAUCAAAAUGUUAAAUUGGACAUGUCUGUUGUUCUAUAUUAAGAUUUGAGUGGUCCUGUCUGUCCAUCAGUGACUGUAACAAAAGCCUGUGGCUGCAUUGUGAGCAUGUCUGUCAUGUCUAGGUGUGAACAGUACGUGACGUAUUUUAAAGAGCAAAAUAUAUCCUUUCAUAAAAUACAUGUACUUUCCAGA
Messenger RNA from Micropterus salmoides (largemouth bass), 1541 nucleotides. It is a transcript of the gene aanat1, whose product is annotated as arylalkylamine N-acetyltransferase 1. Gene Ontology annotation, biological process: circadian rhythm; response to light stimulus. The transcript is spliced from 3 exons. Gene Ontology annotation, cellular component: cytoplasm. NCBI's taxonomy places the organism in Eukaryota, Metazoa, Chordata, Actinopteri, Centrarchiformes, Centrarchidae. Gene Ontology annotation, molecular function: aralkylamine N-acetyltransferase activity. The coding region runs from base 67 to 675 and encodes 202 amino acids. The record is from RefSeq and is a predicted model, not a curated record.